Molecule: messenger RNA, 903 nt
Organism: Microthlaspi erraticum
Lineage: Eukaryota; Viridiplantae; Streptophyta; Magnoliopsida; Brassicales; Brassicaceae
Source: the annotation of a GenBank genome assembly
AUGGAUUCUUCGCCGGUUUCGGGUCGAUUCGAUAUCUUCGAGAUAUAUCGAAGAUUUUGCGACAUUCGAUCAGGUCAACAGUUAAUUAACUAUAAACCAGGCGAGGAAUCACAAAGAGCUAACAACUCUUCAAAAGAAGCAUUAACACAGCUCUUACUUCUAGUUGAGAAGAAUUUUCAAGCAAGGAACUCCAUUUUUGAUGAAUUAUUCAAGUUGAUGUCACGGCUGGACUUGAUGGUGGACUUUGCCGAGUUUACCCGCUUUUAUGAUUUUGUUUUCUUUAUGUGCCGAGAGAAAGGACAGAAGAAUUUAGCUGUAGGUAGAGCUAUAACCGCAUGGAAACUAGUUUUGGCUGGGAGAUUUAGGCUACUUAACCGCUGGUGUGACUUCAUCGAGGAAAACCAACGGCACAAUAUUUCAGAGGAUACUUGGCAACAAGUCUUGGCUUUUAGUCGUUGUGUACAUGAGAAUCUUGAAGGUUAUGAUUCUGAAGGUGCUUGGCCUGUCCUCAUUGAUGACUUUGUCGAGCAUAUGUACAGCGUUUUAGGACCGAAUAAGACGGACACUAGCUCGUCCUGUAACUGUGGCGACACAGAAUCUGAAUCAUGCCUCUAUGAAGAUCCACUUUCAGAUGGGCAUCACAAAGUUUAUCCUCGCUGCCACACUGGUUUAAGAAGUGUUCCAGGUUUAAAGAGAAAAAUGUCUCAUGACGAUGACGAAGAAGAAGAAGAAGAAGAAGAAGAUGAACAAGUAUCAGAAGCUCAAAACUCAUAUUCGUCGCCAUACUUGAAAAGAUUCAGAUGCGACGACAGUCCAAAAUGUUCAUCCAAGUCGGCUUGUGCUAUUGAGCGAAGUCUCUCGCAAGGUUUUGCGAGUCUUUUAUCGACUGGAGAUAAGGCGUGA